CACUCCCGCCAUCUUAGCAGGAACGGCUGAGGCUAGCAGGGCCUGUCUCCCAGAGAAGAAGCCCCGGAGUCGCAGGGUUGAGGGGGGCGAGGCAGGGCAAGGGCAGGACUUUGGACGCCUUGCGGCCCUAGAGUCACUAAUACCGCAUCUGCCUCGGAAGUUCCUCUACUCUGCCCCUGCCUGUCGUGGCCCCGCGGCAGAGUUCUCGGCUCCUUCUAGUUCGGGUGGAGCAUUGUCCGCUCACGCCGCCUCUCCAGCCUAAGUCGGCCUUUAUCUAAGCACGGUCCUUGGAAGGGGGAAGCGUCCCUUGUUUCCGCCGUAAAGUUGAAAUCGUCCCAAACGGCCCGAAUCUUUCUGCAAUGGUACCCAUCAGGCCCAACGACGCUAGCCUCGGGGUCUCUAACGCCGUGGGAAAUAAAUACGCCCAGCCCCCUGAUCCCGAGGCCCCCCCGCCAAACCCCUCUUUUGUGAAAGCCCUGGAGGCAGUUAUAGCAGCUGGUCGACGUGGCUUGCUAGGCCCAGCGGGCAGGGUGGCCGCUGAAAGUGUCCCAGCGUUGAACGUGGAUGGUUGCAAUGGAGCGGCUUCUCGGAAACACCUGAAUCCGGCAGGAGUAGACAAAAGGAAGAAGGUGGUCAAUAAGAAACGUACUGCUGUAAUAACUGUUGAGUGCUCAGCGGAGGGUAUUGCAAAUCUGCAACCUGCACCAAAGGAAAUAUGGAUAUGUGGGAAUUCUGUGAUCUCGACAUUGGAGAAAAGAGCACAAAGUCACCCUCAUGGAUUGCAGUUGGGCAUCUCAACUUCACGGGCGCAUAUGUUUUGGCGUGGGAUACCGAGCAUGAGGUGGAACCAGCUUAUGCCUCUUUUGCAUGAAAUUUAUCAUCUCCGAUCUCCUCCAUCAGUAAUAAUAAUUCAUCUUGGUGAAGAUGAUCUGUAUCACUCAAAUAAUAAAUCAUUCAUUAUCUCAGUGCGAAAUGAUUUAGGCAUUCUUAAAAGAGCAUUUCCAGAUACUGUUAUAGUUUGGUCUUCACUGUUACCAAGACAUAGUUGGAGAGAAAAUCUGAAGCCUCAAUGUAUGGAACUAGUCCAAAAAGAAAUUAACGAGAUAAUGGUAAAUUAUUGCAAUAAAAUUGGUGUGCACUUUCUGUCACAUAAUUUGAUUACCUCUGAUAAAGCAAACCUUUUCUUGCCAGAUGUUAAUGAUCUAUCUGAUGAGGGAGCUGAUAUUUUCAUAGCCGACCUGAAGAAAGUUUUAAGAUUGUAUGAGAUUAUGCAGUAGCUCAGAAAGAGUUUUUGAAAAGCAGUGUAUAUAAUGUUUGGGAAGAUUGGUUUUAUUAUUACCUAAAAAAAAAGGAGACACGAGCUGGCUAUAUACAAUAUAGCUUAACAUUUUCUCUCAUGGAUAUGUCACAGAUUAACAGAUCUGUUCUUAUAAAUAAGUUUUGAGAUGAUGGUAUUCUGUAACAAAUGAAAAAAUGGGUCUGUCUGACAUCAUAAAGACUUCAAAUGUGUGCCCUCAUGUUAAUGAAACUGGGUAUUUUAUUCCCUUGAACGGCUAUUGUAAAAUAACAUCGUAACAUAAAGUGCUGUAAUGAAAAACAUCACACAUCUUAUACCUGCUUGUGCCUUGUUUCUUAGUCCAGGGGUGGGAAAUCUUGCUGGCUCAGGAAUUCUGAGAGUUGAAGGUCACAAGUCAUUUAAAAGAGCCAAGGUUCCCCACUUCUGUCCUAGUCUUUAAAGAAGCAGUUUCUAUGAUAUUUAACUAAUAUAUCAGGAUAUAUGUAGAAACAUUGAAUAGGGGAUUUUCUUCCAUUGAUAUCUGAAAGAAAUGGCUGAGGUUCGACAUCAUGAAAGAAUAUUUUGUAAAUAACAGUGUUUCAAGAUACCGUAUAUUUAACAUGCCUGUUGAACUUCAGUUGACAAAUGGCUUAAUCCAAGAGCCUAGUGCCAUUGAAGGCUAUUACCUAGUAAGAAUUUGUAAGGUUCUGACCAAAACCAGCAGCAUUGUUUCAAAAGAGGUGACUUGGACCAAAUAGCCAUGACGACAAACAAAAGCUGUUUUCUAGUAUGGCACAUAUAGAAAAUUAUAUGCUGCCAAAUGCCAUAAUAUAUUUUACUUUUUUACUUCAUUUUAUUUUUGGAUGCUUAUAAGAUUAAAUACUUUAAGGGUAUGGAUUCUAUUUUCUUAGUGCUUAAUAUUAGGAAUUUUCUGUAUAAACUGUAUUCUUCAGUAAUAGUGGUUAAAAAAAACCCUCUAGCUAUAACACCCAUAACCAGUAAAAGAAAUCCAAGUGGAUUAGUUGGCCUGUCAGAGAAAAUACAAAUAGCUACAGCAACUAAAGCUACACAUUUAGUAAUAGUGACUUAGCUUUCAGAUUUCAUAUAAUUGCUCCUUCAGCUGGAGAAAAAAAUGAAAAAGAAAAAAAUGUUGCUGGUAAAAAUGGAUAUGCACUUAAAAGGGGAUUACAUUGUUUCUUUUUUUCCCUCCAUCUUGCCAAUUUCAUCUGAUAGCAUUCAAAGCUAGCUGCAGCUGUUAUUUCCAUAGUUAGCUGAAAAUGACAGGAAAACCAUCCUUUUGUUUGUUGUUUUUAUAAGAAUAAUCAUCAGGUUAUGCAUGCCCUCUUUAUCACUAUUUCAUUACAACUCUACAAAUUACUACAGUAUUUCAUUGGGAGGAUUUGGAAUAUACUGUAGAUUACAUAAUAGCCAAAAAAUGUGUGCAGCAAUUUGUUAGCAUUUAUUUAGUUAGACUGAUGAUGAUCCCAUGCAGAUGUCAAACACUGAGGAAAAAUAUUCCAGAAAGAUUAUGAAACUUUGAUAUGCCACCUAUCAGUAUAUAUGUAGGACAACUGGCGUUAACAAUCAAAAGCCAUCACUGUUUAAUUCUUUGAUAGUCAUGGCAUUGUCCAGAAUAGAUGAAGCAGAUUUAUAUUAUAAUAGGUUCACCUAUCUGUGAAUUGACUGUGACAAAUGUUUCCUAAUGCUUGUACAGUUUUAAUACUGCACUAAUAUUACUAUAGGAAUUUAAUUACGAUAAACUGUGAGGAAUAUAGAUGUUUGUGAGGAAUACUAUGGAAUGUAAAUAGAAGUUCCAGCAGCAUCCAAAUACUAUUACAUCUUUAACAUUUCUGUAAAAUGUGGAAUAAGGCAGAGUGAUUUUUACAGAGUAGUGUACCUUGAUAUAGUUGUAUAGUAUUUAGGUUUAUGUUAGUGCUUUUCUCUUAAUGUCUUUAAUGCAAUUAUUUGAACGUUUAUCUGACACAUGCAUUUUUCUGGGAAUAAAGAAUGUAAUU
Protobothrops mucrosquamatus (brown spotted pit viper) is the source of this 3291-nucleotide messenger RNA. RefSeq lists its product as uncharacterized. Bases 360 to 1277 code for a protein of 305 amino acids. Lineage: Eukaryota; Metazoa; Chordata; Lepidosauria; Squamata; Viperidae. The record is from RefSeq and is a predicted model, not a curated record. The transcript is spliced from 2 exons.